UGGUGAUAAUCUAAAAUUAAGAUUGUUGCCCUACAAGUUAAAAGUAAUUAAAUUGAAGAUGGUGUGAAAAAUUACAUUUUCGCUCUGUCUCCCGAUGAAGCAAUGGAGGCCCGAUAUCUUUUACUGCACCCAUUUUACAUUUUUAGCCAUGGCAGAAGGUGACCAUAAUGAAUGUAACGAGCGAACAAAGCUACCAACAGCAUCAAUCUCACGAAAAAAAGUUAGCGUCUGGUCAAUUCUUAAAAAUUGCAUUGGCAAAGACCUGAGUAAAAUAACAAUGCCAGUUGUUCUUAAUGAACCCUUGAGCUUCCUUCAAAGGUUAUGUGAAUAUAUGGAAUAUGCAGAGCUCUUGACUCGGGCGUCGCAAGAAGAUAACCCAGCCGAUCGCAUGAAAUAUGUUGCAGCGUUUGCCGUUUCUGCUCUGGCUUCUAAUUGGGAUCGACUGGGAAAACCGUUUAACCCAUUGCUCGGAGAAACAUACGAGCUGGAAAAGAAUAAUUUUUGGAUAAUUUGUGAGCAGGUGUCUCACCAUCCACCAGUAUCUGCCUUUCAUGCAGAGUCGCCUGAUUAUAAGUUUUAUGGUGCAAUUUAUCCACAGAUUAAAAUCUGCGGUAAAAGCAUUGAAGUUCAUCCAAAUGGCACUGUCACAGUUGAAUUUCCCAAAUGGAAAGAAACAUACACCUGGAGUAAUGUUAAUUGCUGCGUGCACAAUAUAAUUGUUGGAAAACUGUGGAUAGAACAACACGGUGUUAUGGAGAUCACAAAUCAUACUAGUGGAUAUGUUGCUACCUUAACAUUCAAAUCGUCGACAUCUUCAACCAAAAAUCUUCACAGAGUAGAGGGCUUCGUAAAAGAUAUAAGCAAGAAAAAUAUAUAUUUCCUCUAUGGAAAAUGGACACAGUAUAUGUAUGCUUGCCCUUAUGAAAAAUAUGACCAGCAUGUGCAGAAUGAAUGCAAAAUGAAGGAAGAUAGGGACUCUGCAGCAUUACCAGAUGGCACACAAAGAAAAAUGUUUUCGAAAUUAAAUAGCUUUAAGCUAAACUCGUUUCGCAGUUUAUCUUUACAGGACAAUACAAAUUACCCACCAUCCGAAACGGAAAGCAAUAUUUCCAGAAGUGAAUCGACUAAUUCACUUGACUUACCACAUUCUACAUUAUUAUGGCGCUGCAAGCCGCGGCCAGAGAAUAGCAGCGAGUAUUAUCAUUUUACAAACUUUGCAUUACAAUUGAAUGCAAGGAAUUCAACAAUGACACCACCAGAUAAACUUUGUCCCACCGAUGCCAGAUUGCGUCCAGAUAUAUUAUGCUUAGAGAAUGGAGAUUUAGAUGGAGCAUCAAAGGAAAAAACUCGACUAGAAGAAAAACAAAGAGAUUCUAGAAAACAGCAUAAGCACAUAAAUGGAGUCGACUUAAAUCCUCGAUGGUUCAAGAAGGAACACAGUCCCUAUACAAAUAGCGAUGUCUGGAUAUAUACCGGCAACUAUUGGGAUCGCAAUUAUGAAUACACAGCCACGAUAUUUUAGAUAUUGAUAUACAUAAAUAUAUAUUGAUUUAUAUAAAUAUACAUAAGUUCCGAUGCACACAAAAUUUUACAUUAGCUGUUCAGAUAUUAAGAAAUAUAUCCUACGAUGAUUGUAAUUAUAUAAGUACACGUAGUAUUAUAUUUAGUAUGUGUUUGUCAAUAUGCGAUAAUAUCCACAAUCGCACAAUAUUUGUUUUGUUUUGCAACAUUUUUAGUCAUUGUUCUUCAAUGAACAUAAUAACAGUUGGAAAUUUAGAUGAAGAAAAUGCUUAGUUAUUAGUUGCGCUGAUGCUUGUGCUUCCUGCAAUAAUAGAUGAAAUUUAUGUUUUAAAUAAUUUGUAAAAUAAGAUACCAAACUUUAAGAUUUUCACAAUAGAAAGCAAUCCGUAAAGCCAUGUUAUUCGAGUCAUACGGAUAAUUUUAUGAAAAUACGAAAAUAAAUUAAUUAAAGAACUUCGGUUUAACAUAAUUGUUUCUAGGCUUUAAUUUUAAUUUUAUUUGUGUCAGCCAAUUUAUACAAAUAAAUAAGUAUGCAAUAAAGUGUUAUUAUAGAGUAUAUAAAUUAUAAAAUUUGUUUUAUUUCAGUAAAGCCACUACUCAUAGGCAAGCAAAACCAAUUUUAGCUAACCUAAUCUAAAGACUUGAGAUUCUACUGAAAGGAUAUGCAAAAUACGCACUCUAAGCAAAUAAAAAAAUGU
Drosophila busckii is the source of this 2219-nucleotide messenger RNA. RefSeq names its product oxysterol-binding protein-related protein 2. NCBI's taxonomy places the organism in Eukaryota, Metazoa, Arthropoda, Insecta, Diptera, Drosophilidae. Gene Ontology annotation, molecular function: sterol binding. The record is from RefSeq and is a predicted model, not a curated record. Bases 95 to 1522 code for a protein of 475 amino acids. Gene Ontology annotation, cellular component: intracellular membrane-bounded organelle; membrane; cytosol. The transcript is spliced from 9 exons.